UUUCCAUAUCCCAACAUGAACAUUCGACUUGGCCCAAACGAUUGCUUCGAAUAUGUCCCCAGAUAUGGCGUUCUCAUCUGCCGAGAAUGUCGAUAUGCAAUCCAGAAAUCCGCCUUACAAAGCCACUUGCUCCGUCACAAGAUAUACCGCGAAGAGAGGCAGCAGCUUCUAGUCUCCAUCGAGCAAUUUUCGAUUGGAGAGCCUGAUGAUGUUCCGGUUCCUCAUCCGACAUCUCCUCCUAUCGAUGGACUGGACGUCAUUCCAGGCUUCAGCUGUAUCAAGGCAGGAUGUGGACAUCUCUGUGCCUCAGUAAAACGUAUGAGGCUUCAUCAUAGCGAGGUGCACGACCUUGUAAAUUCCUCUUCAGCCGAUGCUUCACGGCCGGUCAAACUGCAGACUUUUUUCCGGGGCACCAAGAUACGAUACUUUGUGGUGACUCCGGGAGGUGAAAUUGAAACAGGCCAGGUAGAACCGUAUUCAAACAGCAGCGGCGAGAACGACAUAUCGGAUAAAUCACUUGAUAGGAUCGGUGAUGUUAUAAUGAACGAACACGCAGCUCAUCCCACCUCCACAGGACAAAAGCCUCGACAGCUUGACGCCAACAAGGCUUUUCAGUCUGUCAAAAUCGAUUUGGAAACACUGAAUUAUUUCCACCACUUCACCACAGUCACAUACCAAACACUCCCUCUGUCACGAAAUAGAAAUCCCCCAUAUAGUACCCAGACAUGUCAACAUGAUUUUAUGUCAUUGAUUCUUGGGUCUCAGCAAGAAUGGUUAAUGUGCGGCAUACUGGCCAUAGCGGCUCACCACCUGGCCGCAACAACGCAAAAUACCGAACAAAAACUCCUCCACAGCAACAAAGCCAAACAAUACCACCUCACAUUCACAAACAGCGAAAAAGAGAUAGAUGCUCUACCAGAGCCUAUCAAAACCGCAGCCCUCCAGGUCGAAAACACACUGCUACUACUAUCCUCGACUGUCCCAGAACUCGACUCCUGGAACAUACACACAUUCCUCGCUGCAAUCCGCUCUCUCGCCAAUGGCGGGAAAACCCCAGCCCAGCCGGGCCAUCUAUUCCCCAACCACAUGGUCAACCAAGAAGCACCCUUCGACCACGCAAGAACCAUCGCAGCAACACGACCGUCAAACGACCUAACCGUCAUCCUCGACCGUCUCGAAACGCUACCAACUUGCUGGUCGUUGGCCUUUGGUCCACCCCACGUUGCGCACGAUGUGAUUGUUACUUUCACCGCAAUGGCGUUUCUGGUGCAGUGUUGUGCCAUGGGGUUUGAGACGGACGACGCGGCGAGGGUGUUUGAGGCGAUGGCGCUGUGGGUGGUUGAAAUGCCGCUGCAUUUGAGGAAGAUGGUGGAGGAGGAAGCGCCGGCGGCGACGGCGCUUGUUGCGCAUUGGGCCGUGUUUAUGGUGGGUAGAGCUGAGGAGUGUGGAUGUUGGUUCUUGCAAGGGGGCGGGAAGAAGUUUUUGAGAGAGGUGGAUCGUCUUCUACGUCCACAUGGGAACCUGGUAACGAGCCUGAUUACUGGUCUAGACGAUCAAUGA
Periconia digitata is the source of this 1560-nucleotide messenger RNA. The record is from the annotation of a GenBank genome assembly. Lineage: Eukaryota; Fungi; Ascomycota; Dothideomycetes; Pleosporales; Periconiaceae.